Molecule: messenger RNA, 1797 nt
Organism: Fukomys damarensis (Damara mole-rat)
Lineage: Eukaryota; Metazoa; Chordata; Mammalia; Rodentia; Bathyergidae
Gene: Heatr9
Product: HEAT repeat containing 9
Source: RefSeq, a predicted model, not a curated record
AAAUUAGUUGACAUCUUUGAAAUCUCCAGGUCAAUGUUCAUGUAUCCAUGGCUGGAAUAUCCAGACAGGACCAAAGACGACAACAAGCAAGGCUACGUUGCUCCCAAUCCCGGGCAACGGGCUGAGUACAGCAAAUCCAUAGGACAAGUCUUGGACACAUUGAUGGUAUCCCACAGCCUUCAAGAAUUCAGAAAAGCCAUGGCUCCUAUUCACCUGCCUUUGUCCUGCUAUAAGAAACCAAAGGAAGAGCUUCCUCCAAGUCCAGAGCGCUGGAGGCAGCACCCGAGCAAGCCCAACGCAGUCCCUUACUGCUACUCCAAGAAACCCGAGGUCUACACACACUGGCACACCCUGUAUGACCAGCGAAAAGAAAGGGAGGCCCAGAAAACCUCACUGAAAAGGAGAGGCCAUCCUAAGAACCUCAAAGACAGUGCCCAAAAAUUCCACCUCCCCAUGAGCAAGUUGACUAUAAAAUCUCAGGUAGGAUCUGGGCCCAUAGAGCCUGACAGGGAUCCUCUGAAGUGGCAAAGACUAAAGGAGCUCACAAAAGCCUUGAAAUCUCCUAGAGAAGAUGAUCAGUUCUAUGCAACACAGGCUCUGGGGUACCAUGGCAUCAAUGACAAGUUUAUUAUGAAGGCACUAUGGCAGGUGGCCCAAACUGGCCCAAAGAAAGUGAAGAAUGAGGCCUGAACCCUGGCUGUGCUGGGCUGCAUGAAUAAGCGUGUGGUCCAUGCUCUCAUCCAACAACUGAAGGAGGAAAGUAAGGUUCAAGGGAUGGAAACUCUGACAAGGCUGCGAAUGGCUCUGAACUCCUGGGCUUCUGACCCUGAAGACAAGAGGACUCAAGUCAGGAAUGAAGAAGAGCUGGUCCUUGUGCUGCAGACACUGAUGAAGUCGUCCUCAGGUGAAGCAGCCCUCGAAGCAGCCCUGUGCUUGGGUUUCCUGAGGCCUUGUAGCAACAUGGCCCAAGAGUUCUUACUGCAGUGCCUGUGCCAAGGGACCAAGACCCAGCAGAUGAAGGCACUUAGGAUGUUGGUCAAGAUCAUGCAUGUGCACUCUGCUGUAGUCACCAGGGCCAUUCUGGCCCAGCUAUGUUCUUCUAGUGUCAUUGAGGACCGCUUUGAAGCCACUCAGAUGCUCAGGACCAUUGGGCUGGAACAGAUCAAGGCACAGGGGCUAGAGAAACUCACAUUUGACCUGCUCAAGUGGAAGACACACUAUGAACCUUUCUUUGCUAUGAGGCAAGCUGUGGCUGAAACUGUGGAAGAGCUCAAGAUGAAGCCAAUGAUGAUGAACUUGGUAGAGGCGCAAUUAAUGAACCCAGAUGCCACUGCUCGACAGCAAGCAACUGUCUCUUUGGGUGUCCUGGGGAUCCGGAGCCCACAAGUAUUCCAUCUGCUCCUGGACAUGCUAGAUGCAGAGGAGAACCAGGCUGUGAAGAAAAGUCUACAAGAAACAUUAAUCAUUUGGGCCUCAACUCAUCCCUGGAUCCAAAAGAAGCUAAAGAACAAAGUUUUCUUUGUCUAUGAAGCACCUAAAACCAAAAUGAAGACAGAGCCUACACGGUUCCAGAAGGACCCUGAGAACAUAGAAGAGUUAAAUAUCCAAGACUUUCAACUCACUAAGUUGAACCCUCUGUUUGUUACAAAGGCCUGCACCAAGGUAGAUGAAAAGAAAAAGUUUCCUGACUUCCCAUCCCAUCUCUCUAAACCACAAAAACAAAAGCCAAAGACCACAGGGCCCUGGCAGCCAAAGAUCAGGCAACAGCUCUGGGCCCUUGCUGAAAUCUAUAAAUAG